Molecule: messenger RNA, 1803 nt
Organism: Fusarium keratoplasticum
Lineage: Eukaryota; Fungi; Ascomycota; Sordariomycetes; Hypocreales; Nectriaceae
Exons: 3
Coding region: 1-1803 (600 amino acids)
Biological process (GO): transmembrane transport
Molecular function (GO): transmembrane transporter activity
Source: RefSeq, a predicted model, not a curated record
AUGAGUAACGAAGCCGAGAAACCUCAGCGGCCCGAGGCCCCCAGGAUGGACUCUCUGCCUGCCGUUAGCCCGCUGAACGUCCCGGGACAUACACCUCAGAGCUCGCAGUCCUCCAGCCAAGGAGUUAUUUGGGACCCUUCAUCCUCAUCCAAUGCCCCUUCUGUCCAGCUCAAGGAGGUCGAGAACGUCAACAUGCCUACAGCAUCCAGGGGAUGGCGUUUCUAUGGUGCCUUUGGCACUUUGUGUCUUGUCACUUUCAUCAUUGCCCUUGACUCGACUAUUAUCUGCGUUGCGUUGCCGACCAUCGCAGAAGACAUUGGAGCCUCAGCCAUCGAGGCCUUCUGGUGUGGUACUAGUUUCCUCCUCGCCUCGACAGUCAUCCAGCCCCCCGUCGCCUCCCUAUCCCACAUCUUCGGCCGUCGACCAGCCCUUCUUGGCUCCCUGACCGUCUUUGCGGGUGGCAGCAUCAUGGCCGCCCUCGCGAAGAACAUCGCCGUUCUCCUUGGUGGCCGUACGCUUCAGGGCCUAGGCUCUGGUGGUAUCCUGGCUCUCACAUAUGUCAUUGCAACAGAUCUUGUCAGUCUCCGCGAGCGAGGCAAGUGGUUCGGCCUCAUCUCGCUCAACUGGGCCAUCGGAAGCAUCCUGGGCCCUGUAGUGGGCGGUGCCCUCGUCGAAGUUUCGUGGCCUUGGCUGUUCUGGCUGAACCUGCCUUUCUGCGCCGUGGCUUAUGUUGCCAUCCCUGUGACCAUGAAGAUCAAGAGAAAGGAGGAUGCAACCGUCAACACCAAGCUGAAGGAGUUUGACUGGAUCGGAACUGUCAUUUUCGUUGGAGCGCUGACGAGCUUCCUUAUUCCCCUGAGCUGGGGUGGCAUCAUGUAUGACUGGAGCAACCCCCGAACUGUCGUCCCCCUCGUCGUCGGCAUCCUUGGCCUCAUCGGAUUUGGCUGCCACAUCAAGUUCUCAACCAAGUACUCGACAUGCGAUCCCCUCCUUCGACCGAGCCUCUUCACAUCCCUCACGUCACUCUCGGCUUACUUUGCCACCGUCAUCCACGGAAUCCUGGUCUGGUGCCUGCUGUACUAUGUCCCCCUAUACCACGAGGUCAGAGGAUCUUCGCCCAUCGAUGCCGGUGUCGCUGUUUUGCCCUUUACGGGCACUGUUGCCCCCGCUGCUGUCGUCGUUGGACUUUUGAUUGCCAAGACCGGUGCCUACCGACCGUUUAUCUGGCUGGGAUGGGCCCUCGUGCCUCUGGGCAUGGGCUUGAUGAUGCUUCUCGAAAAGGACACUGAAACUUGGAAGUGGGUGCUCAUCUACCUCACUGGAGGUCUCGGCCUGGGUAUCCUCUACUCUGCCCAGGCUUUUGCAGCCCAGGCUGGCGCCUCCAACGCGGAUCUUCCCUUUGCUGCGAGCUUCUACGCAUUCUGCCGAUCUCUUGGCCAGGGUAUUGGCGUUGCUGUCGGCGGAGUGACAUUCCAGAACGAGUUCCAAAAGCAGAUCGAGAAGAGCGAGCAAUUUGCUCCCAAGGCUGCCGAGUGGGCUAAGGACGCCUCAGCUCUGGUACAAAUCAUCAAGAAGGCUCCUGAUAGUAUGAAUCUGAUGAAGGAGACCAUCGUCGACGGGUACAUCAAGGGCCUGCGAACCGUCUGGCUGGUCCUGACUCUCCUGGCCUGCGUGGCCCUCGUGGUGUCUGUGCUCUGCGUCAAGGCCAAGAGCCUGGAUCGAAAGUUUGAGACGGAGCAUGAGCUUGAUCAGGGUACUCAGGAGGGAGAAAAGGACAAGUCUGGUCCCGAGUCAGAUGUCUAG